AUGCAACUCAACCUGACGCUGAUCUGCUUCGUCUUCGGGGGGUUCCUGCCCGACGCCGCGGCCCGGCGGGAGCAGAUGGACACGGGGCAGUGCGACCUGCCCCGCUCGCAAGGAGAGCUCAACUCCUUCCUCUGGACCAUUCGCCGUGAACCCCCCGCUUAUCUCUUCGGCACCAUCCACGUGCCCUACACGCGAGUUUGGGACUUCAUCCCUGACAACUCCAAGGCCGCCUUCCACGCCAGCUCCAGCGUGUACUUCGAGCUGGACCUGACGGACCCGUACACCAUCUCGGGGCUGGCCAGCUGCCAGAUGCUGCCCCACGGGGAGAACCUGCAGGACGUGCUGCCCCGGGAGCUGUACCGCCGCCUCAAACGCCACCUGGACUACAUCAAGCUGAUGCUGCCCCACUGGAUGACCCCGGACCAGCGGGGCAAAGGGCUCUAUGCCGACUACCUCUUCAACGCCAUCGCCGGGAACUGGGAGCGCAAGAGGCCCGUCUGGGUGAUGCUCAUGGUGAACUCCUUGACGGAGACGGACAUCCGCUCCAGAGGGGUGCCGGUGCUCGAUCUCUACCUCGCCCAGGAGGCCGAGAGGAUGAAGAAGAAGACGGGUGCGGUGGAGCGGGUGGAGGAGCAGUGCCACCCGCUGAAUGGGCUCAACUUCUCCCAGGUGCUGUUUGCUCUAAACCAGACUCUGCUCCAACACGAAAGCCUUCGAGCAGGGAGUUUGCAGGCCCCUUACACCACUGAGGAUCUCAUCAAGCACUACAACUGUGGAGACCUGAAUGCUGUGAUAUUCAACCAUGACACUUCUCAGGUGCCAAACUUCAUCAACACAACACUCCCACCCCACGAGCAGGUGACAGCUCAGGAAAUAGACAGCUACUUCAGACAGGAGCUCAUCUACAAAAGGAAUGAGAGGAUGGGGAGAAGAGUGAUGUCACUUUUAAGGGAGAACAGAGACAAGAGCUUCUUCUUUGCCUUUGGAGCAGGUCACUUCCUGGGUAACAACACUGUGAUUGAUGUACUGAGACAAGCAGGAUUUGAAGUGGAGCACACCCCUCCUGGACAACCAAUUGGAAAUUCAAGAACAACAAAGACAAGCCCAGCCUUGGAGGGACUCUCAGUGACAGCCCUGCCCCCUGUCCAGCUUUCUGAGCAGGUCCCACUGGCAUCUCCCUCCCUGAAGCCACAGCAGAUGGAUGAAGAAGACAGCCUGUCUCCUCACCUCCUGCUGCCCGACAGCAUCAGCCAGCUGGAGGAGUUUGGCAGGCAGAAGAAAUGGCACAAGAAGCAGCACAAGCACCAUCGCCAGAGGCAGUUCAACGACCUCUGGGUUCGGAUAGAAGACAGCACCACCACGUUGCCUUCCUAUAUCAGGAUAACCAAUGGCUACAUCACAGUCAAGCCUCCCAUCUGGAUUUCCAACCAGCUGGAUCAGAGGCCGCGUCCCCAGCGCCCGUCCCAGCCCCAGCCCACGAGCUCAGCCCCAGCCAGCCUCUCCUGGCCGUCAGUAACAGUUCCUCUCUGCAUGGCCAUGGCUUCCUUUCUCCUGAGCCUACUGCAGCCCUCCUGA
This is a messenger RNA of Melospiza georgiana, 1575 nucleotides long. It is a transcript of the gene TRABD2B, whose product is annotated as TraB domain containing 2B. NCBI's taxonomy places the organism in Eukaryota, Metazoa, Chordata, Aves, Passeriformes, Passerellidae. The record is from RefSeq and is a predicted model, not a curated record. Bases 1 to 1575 code for a protein of 524 amino acids. The transcript has 7 exons. Gene Ontology annotation, biological process: negative regulation of Wnt signaling pathway. Gene Ontology annotation, cellular component: organelle membrane. Gene Ontology annotation, molecular function: metalloendopeptidase activity; Wnt-protein binding.